AUGGACUUAGUAGAACAGCAAAGUGAGCAAGACGUGGAUGACAGUUUCAAUGUUACAAUCCAGGAAACUGAAAAAAAUGUUUCAUUUCCAGUCGAUUUAGGAGAUUUGAAUUCCGGACCCAAGCAGCCUGUAUUACAAGAAUAUCCAUUAACAAGAUUUGGAUCCCAAAACAGAUCAUUUUCUUGUAAAUAUUAUUCAGAAUACAAUUGGCUAGAGUAUAGUAUAAGUAAGGACUUAGCAUUUUGUUUUUGUUGUCGACAUUUUGGUCUGGGAAACAAUUGUCAAGACACUUUCACAGAGAAAGGCUUUCAAAAUUGGAGAAAAACAAAUGAAAAAUUGAAAUUGCAUUCUACCCGAAAAUAUCAUAUUAUGAGUAAAUCAAAAUUUGAAAGCUACAAAAGUUCAAAAUUACAAGGAUCAGUUGUAAGUCAGUUAUCAGAUGGAUAUAAAAAACAAAUUCAAGAAAAUCGUUACUACUUUUCACAACUGAUUGAAAUUUUACUGUAUUUGAGUGGGCAAGGUAUGGCUUUUAGAGGUCACUCUGAAGAAGAAAAUGCCUUGAAUCAAGGUAACUUUAAAGAAGCAUGCAAAUUAUUUGCAAAGAGUUUUAAAGGCCAACAGAUGUCUGUAUGUGUUAGAUACACUGUAGGACUAGAAAUUCAUGAACGGUUCUUGGGAUUUUUGGAAGUCUCUAGAGGGCAUAAUGCUGAUUUUCUGGCUACCGAAGUUUUGAAAUUUUUAGAACAAUCUGGAUUAAGUCACUUAAAUAUAAUUGCUCAAUCGCAUGAUGGUGCGGCUGUUAUGUCAGGUCAUUUAGGAGGUGUUCAGGCAAAAAUUAAGGAAAAAUACCCCACAGCGAUUUUUACCCAUUGUAUGGCACACCGAUUGAACUUGGUUGUGGUUGACAUGUGCAAAUAUAUAACGAGUGCAAGGAGUUUAUUUAAUGCGUUGGAAUCAAUACAUAUCUAUUUUUCAUUUCCUUCAAAAAAUAUUAAGCUGCAAGACAUACAAAAUGAUUUGGGACUUAAAAAUAGAUCUAUGACCCAUUUAUCUGACACACGUUGGGUUUGCAGAUACAAAAACUGUGAUGUGGUUUUAAAUAAUUUUAAAGCAAUUCUACAAGUAUUAAAUGAAGAAAUUGAAGCCAAUUCUGACAGGAAUGUCAGUCAAGCUAUUGGUAAAGUGGCACUCACACUACCAAUUAGUUCUGCAACAUGCGAACGAUCGUUUUCUGCUUUACGCAAGAUAAAGUCAUGGCUUAGAGUUUCAAUGGGCCAGGAAAGAUUAACGGAUUUGUCAAUUCUAUAUAUAGAAAAAGAUUUGACAAAAUUAAUUAAUGUUAAUAAAGUUAUUGACUCAUUUGCAGAAAAAGACAGGCGUAUUAAUCUUAAUGAGAUUGCAUAUCCAUUAAAUCAGCUUGCCAGAGGUCGUCAAUAA
Messenger RNA from Acyrthosiphon pisum (pea aphid), 1437 nucleotides. RefSeq lists its product as uncharacterized. NCBI's taxonomy places the organism in Eukaryota, Metazoa, Arthropoda, Insecta, Hemiptera, Aphididae. The record is from RefSeq and is a predicted model, not a curated record. The coding region runs from base 1 to 1437 and encodes 478 amino acids. Gene Ontology annotation, molecular function: protein dimerization activity. The transcript has 9 exons.